Messenger RNA from Eremothecium cymbalariae DBVPG#7215, 717 nucleotides. It is a transcript of the gene CAX4, whose product is annotated as dolichyldiphosphatase. NCBI's taxonomy places the organism in Eukaryota, Fungi, Ascomycota, Saccharomycetes, Saccharomycetales, Saccharomycetaceae. The record is from RefSeq and is a predicted model, not a curated record. The transcript has a single exon. Bases 1 to 717 code for a protein of 238 amino acids. Gene Ontology annotation, molecular function: sphingosine-1-phosphate phosphatase activity.
AUGUUUACAAUUAAUGGCACUCAGAUGCUUCCCAUGAAUGACUUGAUUCCAUUUGAUGAUACUUAUGUGCUUUAUAAUCCAAACGAUAUUGUAUCAUUUAUCUCGUGCUACUUUUCUCUUCUUCCAAUUGCUAUUCUUGUGUUUUACUUCUCAUGGUUUGUGACAACUCGUGAAAUGGAAGCAGUGUUUAUUGCGGUUGGCCAUCUAGCUAAUGAGAUUUUGAAUAACGUUGUAAAGAAUUUUGUAAAAGAGCCGAGACCAUACAAUUUUGGUAGUUUCCAGAGAGAAUCAUUGAGAUCAGGGUUUGGGAUGCCAAGUGCACAUUCCCAAUUUAUGGGGUUUUUUGCAAUGUUUCUGGGUCUGCGACUCUGGUUGCAGUGGACUGGGUUACGGAAAUUGCAUAGGGUUUCUGGGACGGUUAUAUUGUUUUUGGCAACUCUUGGUGUGGCAGGGUCUCGGGUAUAUUUGGGAUACCAUAGUGUGCCUCAGGUGAUUGUUGGCAUAUCGCUUGGCACAUUCUUUGGUUCACUUUAUUUUAUAGUGGUCGGGUUCAUCAGACAUAGUGGGCUUUCGGACUGGGUUUUGUCAUGGAGACUUGCGAAAUGGUUCCUCGUCAAGGAUUCAUGUUAUCACUCCCCCAGGAGCCUUCGGGAAGACUAUGACGCCUAUUGGAAGAGACGCCAAGCUCAGAUUCUAAAGUUCAAAAAGGAUAUUUAG